This is a messenger RNA of Neogale vison (American mink), 1077 nucleotides long. RefSeq names its product O-6-methylguanine-DNA methyltransferase (gene MGMT). Gene Ontology annotation, biological process: DNA repair. The record is from RefSeq and is a predicted model, not a curated record. Gene Ontology annotation, cellular component: nucleus. Gene Ontology annotation, molecular function: methylated-DNA-[protein]-cysteine S-methyltransferase activity. Lineage: Eukaryota; Metazoa; Chordata; Mammalia; Carnivora; Mustelidae.
AUGUAUCAUUGGUAUUAUCCUGUGUUUACAAAAUCCAAGCUAGAGGACGUCUUCAGAAAAUCGCAGGGCAGAAACCACGUGUAAGUGAGCCCCCAAGUGAGCUCACUCCGCUCACACCCACGCGGCUCAAGGGUCAGCUGUGCACGUUCCACCGCCUUUGGGGUUCUUUCCGGCGCGCAUGCGCCCCAGACGGCCUCCGCACAGCGAAUUCCCUUCCGCUGCCAGGGCUUGACGUGCGUGUCCUUCAGGGUGGCUGGCGGCUUCCGUGUCUGCCAGGACGAAGCCGGGAAGCGUCUUGUCCCGGCGAGGCUAGCUUUAUCCGGGGGACCCUCCCGGCCGCCGUCCCGGGAGUGGGGACCGGCUCCGGGAGAUGUGCCCGGCGGCAUGGACGAGGCCUGCGGCGUGCGGUGCGGGGCGGUGGACAGCCCGCUGGGGCGGAUCAAGAUCGCGGCGUGUGAGCGGGGUCUGCACGAGGUCAGGCUGUGCGGCCGGAAGACGCCGGACGCCGGGCCUGCGGAGGCCCCCGCGCUUCCUGAGCUGCUUGGCCGUCCGGAGGAAAUGACGGAGCCCCUGGUGCAGUGCGCGGCCUGGCUGGACGCCUAUUUCCAUGAGCCCGCGGCCCUCCCACGCCUCCCCUUGCCUGCGAUUCACCAUCCCAUUCUCCAGCGAGAUUCAUUCACCGCACAGGUGUUGUGGAAGCUGCUGGAGGCCGUGAAGUUUGGAGACACAGUUUCGUACCAGCAGCUAGCAGCCCUGGCAGGCAACCCCAGAGCUGCGCGGGCAGUGGGCGGAGCCAUGAGGAGCAACCCUGUGCCCAUCCUCAUCCCGUGCCAUCGCGUGAUCUGCAGCAGCGGAGCCGUGGGCAACUACUCCGGAGGCCUGGCCACGAAGGAGUGGCUGCUGGCCCACGAGGGCCACCUGGCGGGGAAGCCGACCAGUCCCGGGGGUUCCCGUCCGGCUGGAACGCAGCUUGGGGUGCAGGGUGGCCGGAACUGAGGGUUUGCAGGCGGCCGUGUUGGAGCGGCACGCGCUGGCACCGUUGAAUUAAAGCUCUGGACGUGUCCUGAGGGACGUGGA